Dicentrarchus labrax (European seabass) is the source of this 1278-nucleotide messenger RNA. RefSeq names its product chromosome unknown C11orf54 homolog (gene bkgd). The coding region runs from base 90 to 1049 and encodes 319 amino acids. Gene Ontology annotation, cellular component: nucleus. Gene Ontology annotation, molecular function: hydrolase activity, acting on ester bonds; zinc ion binding. NCBI's taxonomy places the organism in Eukaryota, Metazoa, Chordata, Actinopteri, Moronidae. The record is from RefSeq and is a predicted model, not a curated record. The transcript has 8 exons.
GUUGUACUUCACCCAUACAGUGCAGUUUUAACAAUCGACUUUUCCUGCACCGCCAACAGUCUGCUGCUACAUUACCUUCCAGUACAGUUAUGGCAGAUAUCAGCAAAACUGAAAAGCUUCAGCUGCACGCUCCAGGUUUAGAGGAACUGCGUGGUGUGUUACAGGCGGGACUGGAGAACAACUUUGCUGAAGUUCAGGUGAGUGUUGUGGAGUGCCCAGAUCUCACCAAAGAGCCCUUCCAGUUUCCUGUCAAAGGCUUGUGUGGAAAUCCUCGCAUCACUGAUGUUGGUGGCGUGCCGUACCUGGUCCCCUUGGUCCAGAAAGACAAGGAAUACGACAUGAACGCUAUAUCAAAGGAGCUGGAGCUGCCGGGAGCCUUCCUCCUCGGUGCAGCAGGGGCCCCCUCCAGAAUUAUUGGAAUGAAUGCAGAGCUGAUGCCUCUGGUUCUGACCGAAGCGGAGGGAAGGCCUGCGGUGAACAGCAGCUACUUCUCCUCCAUCAAUCCAGCUGACGGCCAGUGUCUGCAAGAAAAAUACAGUGACAAAUUCUCUGGCUGCAACUUUGGGCUGCUGGGCAAUCUGUACGCUUGUGAAGGGAAGUCAGGAAAGGUCAUCCAGGUGCGGGCCAAGAAGAGAACAGGAAGCCACAGUCUUGUAACAGCUUUGAGGAACACUCUUGAAGGUCACUACCCUGAUAAAAGCCUGGCUCUGGGAGGCACCUUCAUCAUCCAGAAAGGGAAAGCUAAAAUCCACAUCAUGCCGAGAGAGUUCUCAGCCUGCCCCCUCAACACUCAUGAGGACGUCAACAACUGGCUCAAGCACUUUGAGGUCAGCGCCCCACUCAUCUGCCAGUCAGUGCUGGUAUCCAGAGACCCUGGUUUGGACCUGCGCGUGGAGCACACCCACUGCUUCAGCCACCAUGGAGAAGGUGGCCACUACUACAUAGACACCACACCGGACACUGUAGAGUACCUGGGCUACUUCAUGCCAGCAGAGUUUGUCUACCGCAUCGACAGGCCCAAAGAGACCCAUGGAAUCGGCCGCGAUUGAAAAAUGAAUGAAAGAUUUACAUUUGCAGCACAGCAUCUCUUGAUAAUCUAAAUGAAGCAACACAUGAUUUGAAUUAGAUUCUCUGUAUUAUAAAACCCUACAGAAACCUCAGUUUUUACAAUGAAUAUGACGAGUUUGCAUCAUUUCUGCUCUUAAAUCUCAUCUCUAAAAGGUCAUACAUUUCUUACAAACAAAAUCACUACAUAUAAUAAAAACAAUGUUAAAUUCC